Silurus meridionalis is the source of this 4920-nucleotide messenger RNA. RefSeq names its product solute carrier family 6 member 22, tandem duplicate 1 (gene slc6a22.1). The transcript has 15 exons. Gene Ontology annotation, cellular component: membrane. The record is from RefSeq and is a predicted model, not a curated record. NCBI's taxonomy places the organism in Eukaryota, Metazoa, Chordata, Actinopteri, Siluriformes, Siluridae. The coding region runs from base 230 to 1948 and encodes 572 amino acids. Gene Ontology annotation, biological process: sodium ion transmembrane transport.
UUGAAUAAGCCCCGCCCUCACCCGAGAACAAACACAUCUUCAAAUAGGCGCACGUGUGAUGCCGCUGAGGCAAACAUGAGUGUGUGUUAAUAGGAGCACAGAGCAAAGGGGAAGAUACACACGAAUAUACCAAGAAGAUCCAGCAGCCCUUCCAGCUCUUUUACGCGCAGAAAUACUUAUUCCGCAGCGCCUUUCUAAACUUCUGAACGACUCUGCCUCCUUCAGUGGUAUGGAGAUGGAUAAUUAUGAUCCAGAGGUGCAGUUGAAAUUGUCUUGUCCAGUAUCAGAAAAAGUCGGUAAACAGGGCAAAACUCGAGAGAGAGGCCAGUGGUCAAAUAAAAUCGAAUUUCUCCUGGCCGUUGCUGGGCAAAUCAUCGGUCUAGGAAAUGUGUGGAGGUUCCCAUACCUGUGCUACAAGAAUGGUGGAGGAGUGUUUUUUAUUCCAUAUUUGGUCUUCUUAUUUUUCUGUGGCAUUCCACUGUUCCUCAUGGAAAUAUCAUUGGGUCAGUACACCAGUCAGGGCAGCAUCACCUGCUGGAGGAAAAUCUGCCCCCUAUUUGAAGGAUUGGGCUAUGGAACUCAGGUGGUUGUGUUAUACUCCUCCAUCUACUACAUCAUCAUUUUGGCAUGGGCAUUCUUCUAUCUUUUUUCUUCCUUUAGUGCUGUGUUGCCGUGGGCUACGUGCAGCAAUUCCUGGAAUACUGAAACAUGCACUGAAUUUGACAAAAUGGAUAAUUCGAGCAUACCAGAGAAUGCAACCUCACCAGUUACAGAGUUCUGGGAGAGGAGAGUGUUAAAUCUUACAGGCAGCGUGUAUGAUCUGGGCAGUGUGAGAUGGGAGCUGGCUCUGUGUCUCCUCUUGGCUUGGAUCAUCUGCUACUUCUGUGUGUGGAAGGGAGUGAAAUCAACAGGCAAGGUGGUCUAUUUCACUGCUACCUUUCCUUAUAUAAUAUUGGCAGUGCUGUUGGUGCGUGGACUCACGUUGCCAGGGGCUGUUGAUGGCAUCAUUUUUUAUCUCUAUCCAGAUCCUGCACGCCUUGCAGACCCACAGGUGUGGAUGGAUGCUGGAACGCAGAUUUUUUACUCCUACGCUCUCUGCAUUGGGUGCCUCGUGGCUUUGGGAAGCUACAACAAAUACAAUAAUAACUGCUACAAGGACUGUAUUUAUCUUUGCCUGUUGAACAGUGGGACGAGUUUUGUGGCUGGUUUUGCUAUUUUCUCUGUGUUAGGCUUCAUGGCCUAUGAGCAGAAGACAGACAUCUCAACAGUGGCAGAGUCAGGUCCAGGGUUGGCUUUCAUUGCAUACCCUAGGGCAGUUGCAAUGAUGCCUGUUCCACAAUUAUGGGCUAUUUGUUUCUUUGUUAUGAUUAUUUUACUAGGACUGGACAGUGAGUUUGUGUGUUUGGAGGCACUGACGACUGCUGUAACCGACAUGUACCCCUCAUUCUUCCUCUUUGGUCAUCGGCGCAAAGGAUUCCUACUGAUCAUUUGUUUUGUGUGUUUCCUGUGUGGCCUGGUUAUGGUAACAGAGGGUGGCUUGUAUAUUUUCCAGUUGUUUGAUUACUAUUGCUGCAGUGGGAUGACACUUCUUUUAUUCGCUAUUCUGCAGUCAGUGUGUGUAGGGUGGGUCUAUGGUGCUGAUCGUUUUUAUGAAAAAAUUGAGGACAUGAUUGGCUACAAGCCACUGUUCUUAAUCAAAUAUUGUUGGAAGUACCUCACCCCUUUAUUCUGUACAGGUACACUUGUCUUCUCUCUGAUCAGAUUUACUCCUCUGAAGUUUAACAAUGUUAUUGAAUACCCAUGGUGGGGUUAUGCCAUUGGUUGGUGGUUCACACUCUCAUCAACUCUGUUGGUUCCUCUUUGGAUGAUCUAUGUGUUUCUCACUUCUAGUGGAUCACUGAAACAGCGACUACGGGCUCUCUGCACUUCAGCAAGUGACCUUAGGUAAACACUAUGCAACUGGAGGCUAUGUGGGAAUUCUUGCCCUAUAAAAACAGCAAGGACAUCCCCUGCAGCACAAAAGACAAUAGUUAAGUCAACCAUGCAUAUUUAAAAAAUGCACUUUUAUACUGGUCUGUGGCCUCUCCUCAACUGUAAAUGCUGUGAAAUUAGUGUACUACAUAUGUAGAUUUUUUUUUUAUCAACUGUAUCAGUCUGCAAAAAAUGGAAAAAUUUGUUGGAGACAAAUCACUUUUUGUGAAUGUGUAGAGUACAUUUUUCAAAUCAAAACAAAAACUCGUAGCAGCCCAUCAUAAAAGGCUAUAUCUGGUGAAAAACAGCAUUAUGAGCAUGUAUGUAGUUUACAUUAAUAAGGAAUUUUAUUGGAGAAGUGUGUAACAGGAAAAAAUUCUUCAGUUAUUAUAACAUUUAUUGUAAUUUCUUUGGCAGAAAGAUAUUGAUAUUUUAAUGACAUUUGAAAGUAAAGUCAUACAGAACAUUACAAAAAAAAAGGUUAAACUUAAACAUAUACCUUAAACUGUGCAUUUACAUGGAUAUCGCCAUGGAUUCUCUUGUCGAUAGCAUUGUUUGCUGGUAAUUUGUAAGUAGGGUUAUGUUUUAUUGCAGUAAGGUUUACUGACUUUCAACUGACUUGAAAAACAACUCCUAAAAAUUGUUACACAAUCAAUCCUUUAUUCAAAAACUUGGCAAACAUUGUGUGUGGUUGAGCAUGUGAAUGUGUGUCUCUGCCUUGAUGAAUUACAACUGCUUUUGGUAAAUACUUAUUUAUUUGAGAACAUUCUCAAUAUAACAUUGACAGACUAACCUAUUUAGCAUUGUGAUGUUUCAUGGAACAGUCUAUAGAUUUUUGUUUUGAAAUAAAAUAGCCUUGAUUAUUUCAGAUCAAGUUAUAAUUGCAAGAAAUACUCUACAUAUUUACAGAUAGUUAUUUACAAUCACAUCACAAAUAUACAUGUUGUAUAACAAAGCUAUGCUCUGUAAAGUUUAAGAGCCCUUUGAUCACCUAAACAGUGACGGAAAACUUUAUCGCAAUAUUACUGAGAUUCAAAGUGCCUUUUUAGCAUAUUAAAUUCUGCUUGUUUUCUCACUCCACUGUGUUCAGAGAAUCUGUAUUACCAGACUCUUUAUAAAACAGGAAAAAAGCAGAACCUUUGCAUUAAUUAAUGAACCAUUCCAGACAUAUGUAGUGUUUUCUCAUGACAGUUCCUCCCAGAUUUGGCUUCUUGGUGCUUGUUAAUCUUAAUGGGAAAUUUUUUUUGUAUUUUUUUUUUUCUUGCAAAAAGAUUCAAAGUCAGAACUCAUUGUUGUUUUAUCAUUUUCUUUUCAUUCCUACACUAAUAAUUAAAAUUGAAUUGAAUUUGGUCAUAAUUAAAAAUAGUUGAUUGUCUAAAAUGAUAUAAAGGCACAGAUAUUCCUUUUGUAAACCGAGAACUAUCGGUGUAAUGUCUCGAAAAUAUGGGUCGAGGACUGACUGUGACUUGAUUAGUGAUACUAAAAUUGUGCUUGGACAGCACAUUAUAAAUUGUACUAUUAACCCCAGUGCAACCCUAAAAACUUAAGUAUGCAGGUAAAUGUAGUGUAUAAAUGUUUUUGCUGAACUUACAUAUAGAACUGAGAAGCCUAGCUAAGUGUUGGUUGUUAUACACAGGAAAUGUCCCUGUUCUAGUACACACACAAAUGUGAGAAGUGGCAGUCUAACUGGAAAAAAUGCUAUUCAUGUAUGUGAGUUACUAAGAAGUAUUUUAUAAGAAACAUUGUACUAAAAACUGGGUAGGGUUCUCAUUGGUUUUUUUGUUGUUGUUUUUUUGGUUUUUUUGAGGUUCAACUCAAGAAACUCAAUUAAUUCCAAUAAAAAUUCCUUUUGAGAUUCAUGUUGCCAUAAAUGCAUCAAGAAAUUCCAGUAGAUUGUUCAUUCCUCCUUUCAUGCAAAUUUUCUGUUGUGCCACAUCCCAAGUGUUCUACUGGAUUUUGAUCUGGGGAUUGGCCACUGAAGAACACCGAGGUUCCCAUGUCAUGAAACCAGAAUGAAACAUGUAUAAUUAGUAAGGUGUGGCAUAAAAACAUAAAUACAAUGUUCAGUUUGUUUUAACAGGUAUGCAAAGAAACAUUACCAUUAAACCAUUACACCAUCCCGACCUGCUUAGACUGUUGGCACAAGGCAGACUGGGUUAAUUGAUUUAUGUUGUUGGUGCCAUAUUCUGAUUUGCCAUUUGUGUGCCUUAUCAGAAAUUGGUGCCUUUUGUUGUGUCUGUGCCCACUGCAGGCUCAGGCUUCUGUUCUUGCUUAUAGGAGUGAAACUUUGAUGUGAUGAUUGAUCUGAGAUGAUCUGAGAUGUUAUUCCACUCACAAAAAGUGUAUGGAGUAGUCGUCUGAGUUACUGUAGCUUUUCUGUUCUGAGUAAUUGCUAGAAACUGUUGUGUGUGUGAGUGGCAAUCCCAGGAGAUUCUAGGAGCACAAACAGAAAUGUUCAACCAGGCCCAUCAUACACCAGCAAUCAUACCACAGUCGAAAACACUAGGAUCACAGUUUUCCUAAUUCUAAAAUUAGAUUUAAACAAAAAAAAAAAAAAGCUGCUGUUGGCAUAUUCUGUAUCUGCAAGAUUGCAUUGCACUGCUGCCACACAAUCGACUAAUAAUUGUAAUAAUGACUAGGUGCACAGGUGUUCCUGUUAAAUUGCUCAGUGUAUAUAUUUCUUUGUAACAAUAUGGAUUUUUUUAUAUUACAUGUCUAUAAAGAAUUAUUUUUGAAACUGAAAUGUCCUGAAAAGGUUUUUGGGAAUACAUAUUUGUUGUAAAUUGUGUUGUACAAUUGGUAAAAUAUCUGAUUGUGUUUGCCAAUUUAUUGAAGAGUUUUGUACUGAGCUAAAUUUGAUAUAAUUGGUGCAUUACAAUGUCUUUUAAUGCAAUAAAUGGUACAUUAAUGGUAACACUAUUAUGUAAUUAAAGGUACUUUGUUCUCCAA